Molecule: messenger RNA, 6396 nt
Organism: Chelonoidis abingdonii (Abingdon island giant tortoise)
Lineage: Eukaryota; Metazoa; Chordata; Testudines; Testudinidae
Gene: GARRE1
Product: granule associated Rac and RHOG effector 1
Biological process (GO): Rac protein signal transduction
Molecular function (GO): CCR4-NOT complex binding
Source: RefSeq, a predicted model, not a curated record
CCCCCGGCGGCCGGCUGAGGAGCCGCCGUUUCCGGAGUACACAGAGCGGGGCUGCUGGCCGUGCUGUGCCGUGAGGGGGUGACUGGCCGAGGCAGGCAGUUCUUAAUGAAGAGAGCAGCGCUAUGUCGAGGAGGAGCAAGGAGCUUUUUUGUAAUGAAAAAUGAGGAAUGCUUGUGAGGAAAUGACCUAGAGGCCUUACAAAUACAUUUGUGCAUUCUUGCUGCAGACUCUACAAUUGAAGGCAAACUCAAUCUGGAAGCACCACUUAUUAAUAUUACAUUGGAAACAACUACCUCAUCAUACAGAAGAAAAAAAGAAGGCUUGCAAUAAUAAACACUCUAGUUUUUAAUAACUUGUACUUGCAAAGUCUUCAGAAGACAAAACAGAUUUUUUUUUUCAGUAUUAAGAAGAGACACUACAAACAAACUGAUCUGACAGACUGGAUCUGUCAAGACAUGGAAGAUAUUUGAUCUGCUGACAUUAUUAAGGACUUUGUUUUUCAAGGAAAGAGUCUCUGCACUGCUUUUACAAUCGCUGUUGAUCGGUGGUUUUGUUCCACUUUUCCUGGUAUUACGAGUUGGAAAGCUCCAUUAAGCUAUUACUCCUAAAAGAUUAUUUACGUUUUAUGAACUUUAACAUCGGAUGUCAACAAGUGCUGGCAAGGAAAUUAUAGGAGUUAGCUUUCUUCCCUUCAUAGUGCAUCUUAUGUACAUAGUGAGACUACUAAAUGAGAGAGAUUUUUUUUGUUUUGUUUUCAGAUACUUCAGCUUGCUUUUUGAGUUCACUUUGUAACUGCAGCAGGGCUGCACUGAACACUGAAAAUACUAAGUCAGCAAAUCUGCUGCCUUUUUCACUGCUGAUACUGAUUAUACAGACGCCUGCCCUUUUGAAAUGCCUUUUAUGAAGCAUAUGUACACAGUCCUCCACUGUUACUAUACAUAACUUCAUUUCUGAGGAAGGAAUUUGACAACAGAUUGCUAAUCCAAGGAAUUUUUGAACAACUACUCACUUAUGUAUUGCUGUAGUGCACAGGAAAGUAAAAUGGACUAUAAGCGGCGCUUUUUGCUUGGCGGGUCCAAGCAAAAAGUGCAGCAACACCAGCAGUAUCAAAUGCCUGAGCUAGGCAGGACCUUGAGCGCACCGUUGGCAUCUACUACCCCAGCUUCCCCUUUGGUCUCCUCAGCUGCUGCAGGCAGCUGCAACCACCCUGUGUCCCAUACUACUCCGAUUGCAGACAUCCAGCAGGGAAUCUCCAAAUAUCUGGAUGCACUCAAUGUGUUUUGCCGUGCGAGCACUUUCCUUACAGACCUUUUCAGCAGCGUAUUUAGGAACUCACACUAUUCAAAGGCAGCUAUGCAACUGAAAGACGUGCAGGAACAUGUCAUGGAAGCAGCGAGUCGACUCACGGCAGCAAUAAAACCAGAAAUAGCAAAAAUGCUGAUGGAGCUGAGUGCUGGAGCUGCAAACUUCAAAGAUCAAAAGGAAUUCAGCCUACAGGACAUUGAGUUACUUGGACGAUGUUUCUUGACAGUGAUGCAGGUUCACUUUCAGUUUUUGUCACAAGCUUUGCAGAAGGUCCAACCAGUGGCACACUCUUGUUUUGCUGAAGCUAUAGCUCAGGAAAGGAAGAAUGCUAGUGGGGUGGGAACCUCCAAUUUGAGCCCCACAACUGAGCUAGAAGAUGCAGUACGAUCAUGGAGAGGAGCUGCAGAGGCCACAUCUCGGCUGAGAGAAAGAGGCUGUGAUGGGUGUUUGGCUGGAAUUGAGGUUCAGCAACUCUUCUGCUCACAAAGUAUGGCAAUCCCUGAGCACCAGCUGAAAGAACUGAAUAUGAAAAUUGACAGUGCUUUGCAGGCAUAUAAAAUCGCUUUGGAGAGUUUGGGCCAUUGUGAAUAUGCAAUGAAGGCUGGCUUCCACUUGAAUCCAAAAGCUAUUGAAGCAAGUUUGCAGGGCUGCUGUUGUGAAGCUGAAGCCCAACAAACAGGAAGGAGACAGACUCCACCUCAGCCAAUUCAGUGUGAACUCCCCACCGUACCUGUUCAGAUAGGAUCCCAUUUUCUAAAAGGAAUAUCCUUUAAUGAGUCUGCAGCAGAAAACCUGAAGCUGAAAACGCACACAAUGCUACAACUGAUCAAAGAAGCUGGUUGCCAUAAUGGACUUACACCCCGGGAUGACUCUCCUGUUACUGAAGUACUAAAUCAGGUUUGCCCGUCUACUUGGCGGGGAGCCUGCAAGACUGCUGUACAGUUAUUAUUUGGCCAAGCUGGAUUGGUGGUUGUGGACACAGCGCAGAUUGAAAAUAAAGAAGCAUAUGCUCCUCAAAUUAGUUUAGAAGGAUCCAGAAUUGUGGUGCAAGUCCCAUCAACUUGGUGUCUGAAGGAAGAUCCAGCAACAAUGUCUUUACUGCAGAGGAGUCUGGAUCCAGAGAAGACUUUGGGACUGGUAGAUGUGCUCUAUACUGCUGUGUUUGACGUAAACAGGUGGAAGGAAGGAAGGGAGCAAGCUUUGCCCUGUAUUCAGAUCCAGUUACAGCGUGAGAUCUGUGACUUUGGGAAUCAAGUUGACAUGCCGUCUGGAAAUGGAAGCAAGUCAUCGGGAGGCCUGCAAAAGACUUUCUCAAAACUGACUUCACGGUUUACAAAGAAAACUUCCUGCACCAGUUCAAGUAACAGUGGAAGUUACUCUAUCCCCAGUACGCCUUCCAAAAAUGUCUUCAUAGGUAGCAACGCAGAGGAGAAAACUAAAAUGCCCAGUAACAUAGACACACGAUUACAAAGUAUUUUGAAUAUUGGUAAUUUCCCUAGGACUAUAGAUCCAUUACAACCAACUCAGAGCACAAGUAACCAAAUAGUCAAUGGAUUUCUUGUUGAAAGGUGUGAUAAUUUCCUUAAAGGAGAUGAUGGCAAGGAUGAUAAAGGUAUGAAUUUACCAACUGACCAGGAAAUGCAGGAGGUUAUAGAUUUCUUAUCUGGUUUUAAUAUGGGCAAAUCCCAGCAGACUUCUCCAUUGGUGAAAAGAAGGAACUCUGUUCCAUCUUCUGCAGCAACAGAACAAAAAUCGGGAGCAGUGCAGCAACCACAGUCUAUAUCUCACUCAUCUCUGCAUCCUUCUCAGCAAGGGUUGUCACAGCAACAGCAGUCACAAAAGCAGCAGCAGCAGCAAAUGCAGUAUUAUCAACAUCUUCUCCAACCAAUUGGAGCGCAGCAACAGCGUGUAUCCAGUAAAUGGGCGAAUAAUUCUUCACAGCAGUCAGCACAAGCAGUUGGGGCUGGAUUGUCUCAUAUUAGUCACUGGAACAAUCCUGGCUUCUCAGAUCUGAGCUCUGAUUUGUAUAGUUUGGGUCUUGUGAGCAGCUAUAUGGACAGUAUGGUGUCUGAGAUGUUAGGACAGAAACCACAAGGACCUAGAAACAACACAUGGCCAAACCAUGACCAGAAUGAUGGAGUCUUUGGGAUGUUGGGAGAAAUUCUGCCUUUUGAUCCUGCAGUUGGCUCUGAUCCAGAGUUUGCCCGCUAUGUAGCCGGGGUCAGUCAGGCUAUGCAACAAAAAAGGCAAGCACAGCAUAUCCGUCGCCCAAGCAACACACGUAGCAACUGGCCUCUUCCUGAUGAUCCUCACAGAACCUGGCCUUUUCCGGAGUAUUUCACAGAAGGUGAUGUGACAAACAGCUGGUCCGGUAAUCAAGGAGACUCAGCCAGCUCAAGUGAUGAGACCUCCUCAGCUAAUGGAGACAGUUUGUUUUCCAUGUUCUCAGGGCCAGACCUUGUUGCUGCCGUCAAGCAAAGGAGAAAACACAGUAGUGGUGAGCAGGAACACAGCACACUACCAUCGCCACCUCUUCUUUCCACUGUAGAUGAUCUGAAUCAGGAUAAUAAAACCAAAACUUGGCCUCCUAAGGCCCCUUGGCAGCAUUCUUCAUCUGUUUCAAACACACUACCCAAUCAGAAUAUAUCUUUGUAUCAGAUGAGUAAUCCAGUCAGUCAGUGGAAUGACACAAUGCAGAUUUUACAGUCACCAGUUUGGUCUACAGCCAGUGACUGUGCUCCAUCUACAGGGAUUUCCUCCAAUUUUGCCUAUGCUCAGCAGCAACACUCACCACAGCAGCAGACUUCCCAACACAAACAGCUGAAUAAGGGCUUUAAAUCUUUUCCAGUAAAGCACGAACGCAGACCAUCUUAUCUGCAUCAAUACUAACUGCUUUUUUAUAUUGGAAAGAUGCCUCAUAGGGCCAAACAGUCUUAUAAAUUAUGUAUAUUAUCUUUGUUUCCUCUUUGUGUUUUGGCAGUGUUCUGGUUAUUUUGUUAUAUGUGGAGUGAAAACUUUAUGGUGAUGUACAUAGGUUUUAAAUUGUUUUACAGUGCUGAGCAAACAGACAGUAUAUUUGUUAAAUGUAUAUGAAACAGCCCAAAACUGUGAGGCAAAACACUUUUAAAAUGUGUAUAUUACCUUUACUUUUCAAACCCUUUUAAAAAAAAAAUUGCUAAGACUACCAUGCAAGACACUGUAUUUUAUAGCUAUUUUCAUAUAGAUUUAUAGUUAAACAUCUGCUAAAAUGCAUUUAUUUUUUAAGCAAAUAUAGCGGUUGCUUUUGCUCAACACUGUUGUUGUUUAGAUUUAUAAUGGACAAGUUGUAGUCUUUGUAUUCUAAGUAAACAGCCUGUGACAACUUUUUUUUUUAGUGAAGUGGGGCAGCAGCUUUUAACAUGCCAUGCAAGUGGGUUUGUUACAGCAGUGUUGCAAAAACCAUUGCAAAAUUAAGUUUUGCAGUCAUUUCAUUAAUGUAAAUAUAGAGCAGCUGGAAUCCCUCAAACUUGCAUUUCAAAUGUUUUCUUGGGUGCCAAAGGUAGAUGGUAUGGUAUCUGUGUGAAUAUGACUCUGUUGAUUUUCAAAUACACAAUUUGAUACUUCUACUUUUGGCCAAAGGCAUUACCCCCACAGUGCUCCUUAAAUGAGUAAAACUAUAGCUAAGACUACUUGCAUAUAUUUAAAGUCUUAUUUCAGAUGCUACAGUUAGAGUAAAAAUUGUGAGCUGGCUCAGAAGAGAAACUAGAAUUAAAAUGUGGGUAGCAGAUACUUAAAAGUAUAUUAUGUGCCAUUACAAAGUUUAACCUGUGGAACUUGGAAUAACCUUCCAACCAAAGUGGAUCCAGCAGUGUGUGACUGGUGCUUAAAUUGGAGGGGGGUGGGAAGUAAAUAUAUGUAUAGUUAUCCCAUUGUAUAUUAAUUGAAGUUACAGAAGAUUCUUUAUAUAGUUAAAGCUUAUUUAAAAUUUUCAUAUUUCAUCUUUAAAAGAGUAAUUAAAUCAUAUUUUCUGGUAUAAAGUUUUGACAGUAUUAAUCUUAUUUUUAUAUUUUCUUAAAUCACUAUACCAUUCUAAUAUGUUAUCUAUUAGUAAAGUGGUGGUUUAGUUCUAACUACAUAUAAAAAUUUUUCUGCAAAGAUAGAAGUACAUUUAUGUUCCCAUUUUUCUACAAACUAAGUACAUCUAUAUCUAAAGAUACCAAAAAAUAAAAUAUAUAUAUAUAUAUAUAACAUAUACAACACUAAUACUAUUAAACAUUUGGGUGUUUAAAACCCAUUCACUCCUUUUGUUUGUAUGGUGAUGGGCUGUAGUUGCAGGCCCAGAAUGUUACCUUUUGUGCUGUUUAAGGAUGCCAAUGUUGCCUGUAUUUGAUAUACUGUCACCACGUUUUCUGAAAAUUCAUACUUACCAUGUUUACAGAGAAUUGUUUGCUGUACAUAGACUUUUUACAGUAAUGUGCUUUGCACAAUCAGCGUGGCUGUUGUCUGUAAACUGUUAAUGUUCUGUACUAUUUUACUUUUGAAAACCCUCUGCUGGAAGUACUAGUCAUUAUUUAGCUUGACAAAUGGUUUGAAGUUUCCAAAAGCUUGACAAUAUUUGAUCCUAAAUUUGGUUGUAUUUAUGUCCCAUGAUUAUUCAUACUAAAACCAAAAUGCAAAUUAGGUUUAUUUAUAACUUUGAACUUUUCCUAACCAGUGCCAAAACUGUUGUUGCAGUUUUUGUAAUUUACUAUUACUUACAAAUAUUGAAAGUUUCUAAACUUAAUCCAAGUGAAUUGUGGAAACAAAAUUGAAACCAUUUCUGUGUCUGCAUUUUGACCAUGUAGGUGCUAUGUCCUGUGCUGCCGAUUGUUCUGAACACUGGUAAUUUUUAACAUUGUUGCACUUGGCAAACAAGUCUUGCCAUAAAAUCUGUUAUCAUUUACACUGCCAAGUGCAAGGGUUUGGUGCUUAGUUAACUUACCCUUAUUGCAGUGUUUCUUGUGAAUAGCUAAUGCUUCUGAACUGGAACUGAACAUUUUGUAUUUUACUUUUAAAGCGCCUGAAAGUAAAAGCUAUUUGCUUUAUUAAAGAUAUACAUUUAAUAAUAGGUCA